Gongylonema pulchrum is the source of this 639-nucleotide messenger RNA. The record is from the annotation of a GenBank genome assembly. Lineage: Eukaryota; Metazoa; Nematoda; Chromadorea; Rhabditida; Gongylonematidae.
AUGAAACAUGAGCGAACAAUUCUAUACAGUUCGGUGGCAGUUGGCGCUCUCAUCGCUGUCAUUCCAGUCACCCAGGCCAUACAGUAUUAUGGGGCUCAUCUGAUAUUUUUUGUAUGCGGUAUUUUGACAGCUGCAGCAACAUUGCUGGCGCCGUUUGCAAUACCUCAGAGAAAUCUUGCUUAUUAUUAUUAUUGGGCUCAUCUAAUAUUUUUUGUAUGCGGUAUUUUAACAGCUGCAGCAACACUGCUGGCACCGUUUGCAAUACCGCAGAGAAAUCUUGCUUAUUAUGGUAUAAGUUUUGCGGCAUGUAUGGCAACAAUUGGCGCUGUAACAUCAAACUGGGCCACAAUCAAGCAGCAUGGCCUGUUCAUAUCGGCGCUGACGUCGUUCAGCCAAAUAGCCGGCUUCAUCAAACGUCAUCAAACAAGAUUGCAGAUAACUGCUGGUCACAGUAGCUAUAAAAUAGGAUUCCUCUCGGAAACCACAAAAAUUCGUCUGUUCAAUUCGAUAGCGCUCGGUGCUUCUGCAGUGUUUAUGAUAGCGCUGGCUCUUGUGCCUCAAGGUUAUUCUCUAACUGGAGUUAUUUUAUUAACAUUAACAACUUCAAUGUAUGGCUUUAAUGGAGGAGGUUUUAAUAAG